AUGGCUCGCUUGCUGUUCCUCACCUUGGCCGCUGCCACUCUGAGCGCCGCUCACUUCCGCCUCGAUUGGCCUCCGACUGCUGGCUUCAUCGACGACGAUGAGCCAAACUCGCCAUGCGGUGGAGCUACUGUGACUGUCAACGACACCGCGCCAGAAGUUCAAGUCGAUCAAUUCGCGGUCGAGAUCUUCUCCUCUCAUCCGGCUGGCUCCUGGUCGUUCCAUGCCACCACCGACACCCAGGCCCCCUACAACUUUACCGAGAUUGUUCCGGUCGUGAAUAGCACCGGCAUUGGCGAGUUCUGCUUGACCAACAUUCGGGCACCGAGUGAUUUUGCUGGAAAGUCCGGCGUUUUGCAAGUCAUCGACCACUCGGUAGAUGGCGUUCUCUACCAGUGCGCUCCCGUCCGAUUCGUCUCUGGCUCCAACAGCACCGCCGGUCCAGCUUGCACCAAUGCUACCGGCUUUAGUGCUGAAUGGACUUCUACAGAGGCAUCGAGCUCCUCCAGCUCUCCAUCGUCCUCAGGCACGUCGCCUUCGUCCAGCGGUUCGGCUACCGCUCAGGCAUCGUCGACCUCCAGCGCUGCCGCCGCUAUGGUCACGGGCAUGGGAAGUGUCGUGGGAUUGGGUCUGCUUGCCGCUGGUCUUGUGUUCUAG
Zasmidium cellare ATCC 36951 is the source of this 654-nucleotide messenger RNA. RefSeq lists its product as uncharacterized. The transcript has 3 exons. NCBI's taxonomy places the organism in Eukaryota, Fungi, Ascomycota, Dothideomycetes, Mycosphaerellales, Mycosphaerellaceae. The record is from RefSeq and is a predicted model, not a curated record. The coding region runs from base 1 to 654 and encodes 217 amino acids.